GGGCCUCCCCCCGGGCGGACCCACGCAGCGGCGCCUGGGGGAGGCGGAGAGGAGGCUUGUCAACAUGACUGAGAGAACGGAAAGUCUCCAUUUCCAGUUUGACAACUAUGGGGAUUCGAUGCUGCAGAAGAUGAACAAGCUGAGAGAAGAGAACAAAUUCUGCGAUGUCACCGUCUGUAUAGAUGACCUCGAGGUCCACGGCCACAAAAUCGUCUUCGCUGCUGGCUCGCCCUUCUUAAGAGAUCAGUUCCUCCUGAACGACUCCAGAGAGGUGAAGAUCUCCAUCCUGCAGAGCUCGGAAGUCGGGAGGCAGCUGCUUCUGUCCUGCUAUAGCGGCGUCCUGGAGUUCCCCGAGAUGGAGCUGGUGAACUACUUGACGGCAGCCAGCUUUCUUCAGAUGAGCCACAUUGUGGAGCGCUGUACUGAGGCUCUCUGGAAGUUCAUCAGGCCGAAACAGAAGCUUGGAAGCAAAGAGGAAGGCCCAGCACGGGCCAAUUCCUCCCAGUCGAGGGAGACUGCAGGAGCCAGUGGGGGGGAGGAGGAGGAGGAAGACAACGAGGAGGAGGAGGAGGAGGAAGACUCCUUGCAACCUGAUUCGCCUUGCAUCCAGCCCUCUGAGGACAGCAUGGACGUGGACGAUAGUGAUAUCCAGAUUGUGAAAGUGGAGUCUAUUGGGGAGGUUGCGGAGGUUGGAAGCAAAAAGGACCCAAGCCAGUUUAUUUCCUCCGAGCAGCAGACCUCCCUUCCUUCCUCGGAGCCCCAGCACUCCCUUAUCAAUUCCACAGUGGAGAAUCGAGUCGGUGACCUGGAGCAGAGCCAGCUCCACAACUACGCCCUCUCCUACUCGCCGGCUGACAACCUCAUUGUGGCUUCCAAGGAGCUCUUUGGCCCCAGCAACCGGGGGGUGGACAAGGGCCUCCAGUGGCAUCACCAGUGCCCCAAGUGUACCCGCGUGUUUCGGCAUCUGGAGAACUACGCCAACCACCUGAAGAUGCACAAGCUGUUCAUGUGUCUCCUGUGCGGGAAGACCUUCACCCAGAAGGGCAACCUCCACCGGCACAUGCGGGUGCACGCAGGGAUCAAGCCCUUCCAGUGCAAGAUCUGCGGGAAGACCUUCUCGCAGAAGUGCUCUUUGCAGGACCACCUCAACUUGCACAGUGGGGAUAAGCCCCACAAGUGCAAUUACUGCGACAUGGUCUUUGCCCACAAACCCGUCCUAAGGAAGCACCUCAAGCAGCUGCACGGCAAGAACAGCUUUGACAAUGCCAACGAGAGGAGCGUUCAGGACACCGCAGUGGAUUUCGACUCCUUCGGCUGCAGCUCUGGGGCGGACUCAAAAGGCUGUCCCUCGAACGAAGCCAGCCAGGUGCUGGAUGCGGGGAAGCUGGCGCAGGCUGUACUCAGUUUACGGAGUGAAAGUGCUUGUGCGAAUUAAGGUGGGUGCCCCCAGCCUCUUUUUGGAAGACCAUAAAGAGCUGCGGUGGGAGAUGGCUUGGGCCUCAGCCCUGAAACCACUCUGCCGUUUGAGCUUGGGGGCUGAACCUAACCUUGUAGCAGGUCUUCGCCUCCUCCUUUAGAAAGAUUCGGCACGUUGGUUGUCUCUAAGUGACUUUGUCUCUCUUGCGAACAGAACCUCCCUCCUCGGAUGUUACAAGAGCUGGCACGGGGGAAACCGCUGGUCUGGUUGGCCUGCGUUUGUUAAGCACCGCCAAAAAGAAGCUACUUGCUUGUGAGCCAGCCAAAGGGGUCAAAACAGGAACAGAUAUGCCCUGUUGCGGAGGAGUUUUUAAGCUAAAGACAGGACUGAAUUCUUAGAAAAAGAAAAACACUGGAUAAUUAUAAGCUCUUUUUACUUCGCCUCUUGGUGGGCUUCUUGUUUUGUAUUCUUUAUUAAAACUGUCAGGUACUUGCCUUCUGCUCCUCCUACCCUAAAGAGGCAUCAGCUCUUACAUGGUUGUCCCUCAGUGAAUGACGUUCCUUUCCAAUUUUAUGAGGAAAGCAGCAGCAGGAAUUGCUGUAGAGCAGAACUGGGAGAAAUGGAUCAGCAGAGUGGUGGGAUGACCCUCACCUUUGUCUCUUUGCUCAGGCUCGUUCUUAUCGUACCCGCAAGAGUACGUUUCAUCACAUCCUUUGUGGAAACUGUGUGGUUAGGCUAGAAUGGUUGAAGUUUGCAUGUCUUUCCCUUUCCCAUCCUUGUUUGCUUGCCCCUGCCCAGGCAACUCCUUGCAACUAGAACUGGGUUUUCUCUGUAGCUGUUUCCCUUCUGGGGCUAGCAGGGCCUCGGCUGUGAACAAUUCCUUCUUUGUCACUGAAACCCAAGACCAUUUUUUCUCUAGGUUAUAUAUGGUGCUUAAAAUACUGUUGGCACUUGGUAAAUUGUUAGAAGUAAUGCAACAGAGGACAGGAUUCGUUUAGAAGGGUUUUUACUGUGUCCUCAGCACUGGAAACCUCUGAAAGGCACAGGAACCCCAGGGCAGAGAGUAGGUUCUUCUCCCACACUAACCUUUGGAAUUAUUCCCAGAGAGAGGAAUUCCUAAACGGUCAAAAAACAGUUAAUAGUUUAAGGUGGGUUAUAGCGUAUGAGCAGUAUUUUGGUUAUUACUUAUUAGCCAAUAUACUGGGGUAGAAGUCCCUGGGUAUCGUUAUAUUAUGGUGGCCUUUUUCCUGGGCUGAAAAGGCCAGGAAGCAGGAAAUGGGGAUUGUCUUCUUCACCAGGAAGCACUGGGUGCAGCUAUUUUUAGUGUUUUGGGUGACCUGCAGUAUUUACUUGUGAACAGUUUCCUCCUGAAAAAUGUGAUUUGGGAAGUGUUGAAAGCCUUGGGAAGUCUGGCUGCUCCAAAGGGACCUCCUAAGUGUUCACGUAUUUCAAGAGGAAACUCCUGCCUUUCUGUCAGAGAGAUUUCAGGCCAAGGAGUUUUGGAGUUGUGUGAAUGCAGCUUCUGCUUCAUACCCUGUCCUCUUCUUCCUCGCUCAUUGUCAUCUUCUGUUCAUCCUUAGAGGUCAGGAGUGGGUGAGGAGUAGUAAUUGUGUGGUAGGAAGGUGGGGGGGGGGCUCAAAUAUUUAAGUGAGCAGGUGGUGAAAUGCUGGCCCCUCAGAGGUAUCCAGCUUGAUCCCCUCUGUUGGGAUCUUGUGACUCCGUAGCAAUUGGUAGGUAGAACCACAACCAGCAAUGUUUUCCUUCCUCCGCCAGGGAUUCCCCAGGCAAACAAGGGGAGGAGAGCUGCCCCCCUCCGCAACGCUUUGCAGAUCUCUUGGGGAGAAGGAAAGCUGUUUUGACCUGUGAAUGCAUUCUUGUGUCCAAAAGACCACUCACCCUUCUGUAUGUGUACUGAGUCAUUGUGGUGGCUGCAGAAUAAAACAA
This is a messenger RNA of Python bivittatus (Burmese python), 3361 nucleotides long. RefSeq names its product zinc finger and BTB domain containing 26 (gene ZBTB26). Gene Ontology annotation, biological process: regulation of transcription by RNA polymerase II. Gene Ontology annotation, molecular function: DNA-binding transcription factor activity, RNA polymerase II-specific; RNA polymerase II cis-regulatory region sequence-specific DNA binding; protein binding. Lineage: Eukaryota; Metazoa; Chordata; Lepidosauria; Squamata; Pythonidae. The record is from RefSeq and is a predicted model, not a curated record.